Messenger RNA from Cercopithifilaria johnstoni, 1230 nucleotides. Lineage: Eukaryota; Metazoa; Nematoda; Chromadorea; Rhabditida; Onchocercidae. The record is from the annotation of a GenBank genome assembly.
AUGUUUGUAUGGCCUGAACAAAUAGCAAGCAAAUUUGUGGCAGCACAUUCGGAUUCUACAGAUGAUUUCGUAGAUCGUCUGAAUUAUGUGUAUACAGUGGGCCUUCUCAUAUUUAUGGCAACACUUACAGGCGCAAAGCAACAUUUCGGUACUGCAAUUCAAUGUAUGGUACCUACACACUUUCCAGAUACGUGGGUUGGUUAUGUACAAGAUUAUUGUUUUGUAAGCAACACAUAUAUGGUAAAUGCAAGCAGAAUUAUCGUGAAAGGUGAAGCGACAAAUGUUUAUAAAGAAGAAAUUGUCUAUUAUCAGUGGGUGCCCUAUGUAUUAUUGCUUCAGGCUUUGCUUUGCUAUUUACCAAAAUUUCUAUGGAACAUUAUUAUAGUAACGCGUGAUUUGGAUAUGCGUUCUGUUGUGGAAGAAGCAAUGAAAUUACCGUCUAUUAUGACAUUGUCAGUUCGUCAGAAGCAUCUCAGGAGAGUCGCUAACUUUGCUGUUGGGUAUAUCAAGUAUAGGCAGAAGAGGCGAACUGUUCAGUGCUGUUCUACAUAUCACUUUUAUCUGCUCAUGAAGUGGUUCUAUUUUGGCAAUUCCUUAUGUCAAGUCUUACUAAUAAAUAACUUCGUAGGUGAUGGUUGUUUGCUGUGGGGCUACCGUUUUAUGGAGGAAAUCCUUAAAGGUAACGACUGGAAGACAUCGGGUAUAUUUCCACGGGUAACAUUCUGCGAUGUUAAAAUUGCUCAAAUCGGCCAAGUGAAUACUCAUACGAUGCAGUGUGUCCUGAUGAUUAAUGUACUGAAUGAAAAAUUAUACGUGGCACUUUGGUUCUGGCUUUCACUUCUGUUACUGAUUGAUGCAAUGAGUGCAACAAAUUCCAUGCUACUUUUGUUUUGUCCUUAUCUACGUUAUACACGUGUAUUAUCUCUGUUACAGGCCAAUGGUAACUACAUUGAUGAGAAAGUUAAACGCUUUUUACUAAACUUUGCUGAAAAUGAUCUCCGCCUCGAUGGGAUAUUGUUGUUAUCAUUUAUAAAAAACCGUGUGAAUGGACUGAUUGCAAAUGAUCUCACACGUGAAAUUUGGUUCAUUGUGGACAGAUAUAACAGGGAUCCCUGUGUUCGAGAUGAAACAUGCGAUGAUCAAGACUUGGUCGGCGGUGCGCCUUCUUGCACGAAGUUACAGUCUGGAGGUAUUAAUGCUUUUGGUCCAGUUAUGCGAAAAAAUGCAUGA